Molecule: messenger RNA, 1638 nt
Organism: Desarmillaria tabescens
Lineage: Eukaryota; Fungi; Basidiomycota; Agaricomycetes; Agaricales; Physalacriaceae
Product: triacylglycerol lipase 3
Exons: 12
Coding region: 1-1638 (545 amino acids)
Source: RefSeq, a predicted model, not a curated record
AUGUUUCUCGUAGUACCCGUUCUAUGUUAUGCUCUCUUGGCUGCUGCUGCAGACCCCGAGGUUCAACUGGGCAACACGACGCUCAUUGGAAGAGAUGUUACAGGAUUAGAGCAAGAAUUCUUUGGAGGUAUUCCAUACGCUGAACCUCCAGUUGGAGCCUUGCGUCUGCAACAUUCUGUAUUGAAAAACACUAUUGAUGCCGAUGAAUUCAAUGCUCAGAAUUUUGGACUAGCUUGUUUUCAACGCGAACAACAGAACGUCGCAACCGAUGAGAUCUCGGAGGAUUGUUUAACUAUUAACAUAUUUCGGCCGAAGGGGGCGUCCUCUGAAGAUCCUUUGCCUGUUAUGACCUAUGGUGGCGGUUUCUCCGGAGGCGCUUCGUCGUCUUAUAAUGGAAGCUAUAUUGUUGCUCAGAGUGUUGCCAGAGGUACUCCCAUUAUCUAUGUGAACUUUAAUUAUCGGCUAGGACCACUGGGCUUCCCUCAAGGACAGGAGGCCGACGACAGAGGACAACUCAACCUGGGAGUCAGAGAUCAGUUAACUGCUCUGCAAUGGGUCCAAGAGAAUAUUGGCGUGUUCGGGGGCGAUAAAACCAAGGUUACGAUUUUCGGAGAAAGUGCUGGAGCAAUGUUGACGAACCUGCUGCUUCUGAACGCAUCGAUUUCUGACCUCGCCAGGGCUGCGAUCAUGGAGUCUGGUUCUGCGUCUUCGCCUGUAAUUUAUAAUGCAUCUACACGAGAAUCUACCUGGCAGUAUUUCGUAGGAGGGACGCCCGGUUGUGAAUCCGUCGCUGGCACGGAUAACACUUUUGACUGCCUGCAGGCGGUGAAUUCGUCUGCUAUCUAUCAAGGGUUUUUGGAGGCGUACGAGUUGGCCAUAGAGGAUAUGGCAUUUUAUCCCGCGCUGGACGGUCCUUCGGGUACUAUUCUUCCAGAUCUUCCUACCAAUCUCUGGGCGAAGGGACAGUUUGCUACGAUUCCGUUCAUAUCGGGCACGAACCUAGAUGAAGGGACUGGCGGCUUACCAACGAAUACCACUUUCAUCGAUGAGGCUAUCAAGGAUUACAUUCAGACUACCUACUCUGCGUUCCCACCUUACCUCUCUGAUGAGAUCCUGGACCAGCUUCUCGAGUUGUACCCGGACGACCCGUCCUUGGGCUCUCCAUAUAACACCGGAAAUCAGACUUUUGGGUUGCCUUCAGGCUGGAAGAGAGUGGCAUCCAUAACUGGGGAUUUGACCUUUGACGCUCAACGUCGGACGUGGACUCAGACCGCUGCCCAGGCUGGCGUGAAAGCAUACGGGUACCAGUUCACGCAGAAUUCAUCGUUGUUCGAGGCCUCUGAAGGAGUUCCUCACACAGCUGAAGUAGACUUUGUCUAUGGACGACUGGAUUCCUCCAGCACGUCUGCUUCAUUGCUGCUGUUGAGUGAAAUGAUGAUCGAUUAUUGGGUUUCGUUCGUCACGAGUUUGGAUCCCAACGAUGGUUUAGGGACGUCUCGUCCCUUCUGGCCACAGUACACGCCGGAGAACGAGGUGCUGUUACAACUGAACAUUGACAAUAUGACCGUCAUUCCGGAUGACUAUCGGAAGGAAGCGAUUGAGUUCCUUAAGGAUAACGCCGACGCUUUUCACCGGUAA